UUUAUUACAGAUAGUCUUAUGGUUUCUGGCAAUUAUCUCCUGUCAAGUGUCAAGUGUUUUCAAUUAUGUAAAUUACUACUUCCUAUAAAUCCAAUCGUGCUUACUCAACAUAAACUGUGUCAUUCCUUGAAACAAUGUACGACCACUAGUACUACUACUCCUACCACCACCACUAAUAAUAAUAAUAAUAAUAAUAAUAACAAUAAUCAGAACAAUAUUGAAGAAAGUAAAGAAUAUCUAGAGAAAUUAGAAGCUGCUAAGAAUAAUCCACCUUGUGGAUCAACAUUAUACCAAGAAGAUGAUCGUUUCCCUCCUAUUGUUUCUCCUGAUCCUAUAUUCAAUUGGGAGGCGUUAAGAAUUAGUUUAAAAGCUCGUGGCCUACAUGACAAAUUCAAUAUUGAUGGAUUAAUUGAUUUAGAAAAACGAAUCAGUGAUUUACAUGCAAAAAUGGAUGCUUUAAUGAAGGAGAGGGCUUUACUUCAAAAACAGUAUGAUGAAAAGAAAGAGAACUCAGCUGAAAUUGCAGCCGCUGCACGUUCUGCAAGAAAUGAACACAAAUCACUUGAGAUGUCAUAUAAACAAUUGAGUCGUGAAUUUGAAAGAGACUCCCUACAAUUACCUAAUAUUUUACAUCAUUUAACACCUGUCAGUUCAAGGGAUUCACAGACUUCAAUUAAAUCAUAUCACCAUCAUCAUGGUACCGUGUGCAGAGAUAAAAAUUUGCUUUGGUCGAAUUUAUCAAAUGAUUACUACAAUGAAAUUAUAGGCACAUAUUAUACUGGUCGUUUGGCUGACUUAGAAUAUAAUCAUAUGAAUAAAGUUUGUCAUUAUUGGCUUACUCAAUCAACUAAUAAUUAUCCAGUUUGCCUAUCAGAUCUUGUUCGUGGAACAGUUAUAGAAGGCACUAGUUGGCCAACUAUGAAAUCUGCAAUUCGAUUGAGACCAUCUAAAGGUGAUAUGUUAUUCACAGAAGAUCCUACCACAGGAACAUAUGAUUGGAUUGUUAAUCCUCAUCUAACGGAUUAUUUAGUCGGUUCAGCUAGUUUAGCAGCCUUUUCAGCUUACCUUAUUCUACAUCGAACUAAUUUGGUAGAAAAUUCAUCCAUGCGUUUAAUUUCAAAAGGAUCUGUUUAUGCCUAUCGUAAUGAAAAUGUGGAUUCCACUUCAUCCAAUGAUGACCAGCCUCAAGCCGAUGGGAAAUCACCAUUUCAACAAUCUAAACAGAUAUCGAUCUUGGAGUUGUCUAAGAAUUGGAAUCAAUGUGAAACCGGCUUUCAUGUUUUAGUUGAAGAUUUAUUCAAAUUUUGGCAAAUUUAUCAACCUGAAUGGUCAAUUAAAUUAACAUAUUCUCAAGCUUCCAGUUUAUAUCCAUGUGAAAUGUUACGAGCUGUACUACACAGUGACAUGAAGUCAUCCUCUGGUGGUAUGACAAUUUCAGUACCUCUUGCUACAGUGUCUGUAUUAGGUGAUUGGAUAUCAAGAAGAAUUAUAACGAAGAAUAUAAGAUCAAAAAAAUCAACUUCAGAUUGUGAUCUAUAUCCUCAUAUGGUAUUUGCCAAUGUAUGGAACUUUCAGAAUGUAUUGAGCGCAUUUCAACAAAUCGGUUAUAUUGAUGAGCAUUCAUUACCAAAUGUAUACGGUUGA
Messenger RNA from Trichobilharzia regenti, 1644 nucleotides. Lineage: Eukaryota; Metazoa; Platyhelminthes; Trematoda; Strigeidida; Schistosomatidae. The record is from the annotation of a GenBank genome assembly.